This is a messenger RNA of Drosophila elegans, 2560 nucleotides long. Its product is annotated as xenotropic and polytropic retrovirus receptor 1 homolog. Gene Ontology annotation, molecular function: inositol hexakisphosphate binding. The coding region runs from base 96 to 2099 and encodes 667 amino acids. The record is from RefSeq and is a predicted model, not a curated record. Lineage: Eukaryota; Metazoa; Arthropoda; Insecta; Diptera; Drosophilidae. The transcript is spliced from 6 exons. Gene Ontology annotation, cellular component: plasma membrane; Golgi apparatus; cytoplasm. Gene Ontology annotation, biological process: phosphate ion transport; cellular response to phosphate starvation.
GGAGAAAGACGUCAGAAUUUGUAGAACCUUGUGAAUCCAGCUGGUCUUAGCCGUAUAGAAGCCGCACCUUGGGGGCCUGCGUGCCCGUGCCGAGGAUGAAGUUUGGCAAGACUUUCGAGUCCCACUUGACGAUCGAGUGGCGCCAGCAGUAUAUGCGAUAUGCGGAGCUCAAGGCGCUGAUCAAGCAAGGCGUCGAGAAUGCCCCCUCGCCACUGAGUGCCACGGACUACGAAGUGCAGGCCUAUUACAGGGCCUUCGAGGAGACCUUCCUCGCCGAGUGCCAAUCGGAGCUGACCGGGGUGAACAACUUCUUCCUGGAGAAACUGCUCGAGGCGCGACGCAAGCAUGGCCACUUGAAGCUACAGCUCUUGGCCUACUCCCACGAACCGGGACCCACGACCAGCGAGACUUCGCUGCAGUCCCAGCCCCAGCCCCAGCCCCGUUCCCGUUCCCAAUCUCUCUCAAGAUUCAAGAAAAAGAACCACAAUCAAAGUCAAAAGCAAAUGACCCGUCGCCAGCUGAGCUACGCCUAUGCCGAGUUCUAUCUGAGCCUGGUGCUCAUCCAAAACUAUCAGUCGCUGAACGAGACGGGCUUCCGCAAGAUCUGCAAGAAGUACGACAAGAACCUCCGCUCUGGAGCGGCGGGCAGCUGGUUCGAGCAGAAUGUGCCGAAUGCCCCGUUCACGGAUGGCCGCCAGCUGCAGCGCAUGACCGUCGAGGUGGAGGACCUGUACACGAUCCAUCUGGCCGACGGGGAUCGAUCGUUGGCCAUGGAGAAGCUGCGCGUGCCGCCGCUCGGGGAGCCCACGCCGCCGGCGAUGGUCUUCCGGGCCGGCAUAGCCCUGGGAAUGCUGCUCAUGCUGCUCCUGGCCACCGCCUUCAGCUAUUGGAAACUGCCUCCGACGAAGGGCGAAACGCCGGGCCUGAUGCGCCUGUACCGCGGUCCCUUCACCUGGGUGAUCUUCAACUUCUACAUGGCCGCCAAUGUGGCCGGAUGGCAGCGGGCCGGGGUCAACCACGUCCUGAUCUUCGAGAUUGACCCCCGAAGUCACCUGCAGCCGGCGACCUUCCUGGAGAUCGCCUGCACCUUCGGCAUCCUGUGGGCCCUGUCGAUGCUGGGAUUCCUGCACCACAAGGCCAUGGGCAUCACGGAUCCAUUCGUCUUCCCGCUGGCCCUCAUCCUGAUCAUGGUGGGCCUGCUGGUGGUGCCGCUGCCCAUCAUGAACUGGCCGGCCAGGUGGUGGACCAUCAAGCUGGUGGGUCGCGUCAUCAGCGCUCCGCUGCACUAUGUGGGCUUCGCCGACUUCUGGAUGGGCGACCAGCUGAACUCGCUGGUAACCUGCAUCGUGGACCACUACUACAUUGGGCGGUUCUAUGCCGUGAGCUGGCUGCGCUAUGAAAUCUUGAGCAGUUGCUUCGAACCGGAUGUUAUGGUGCCCAUAGCCAUGUGCUUGCCCGGAUGGUUUCGGUUCGCCCAGUGCCUGCGGCGGUUUCGGGACAGUGGCUCCAAGUCGGUGAGCUACCUGAUCAAUGCCGGCAAGUAUUCCACCACAUUUCUGGUGGUGCUGUUCUCCACGCUGCGAGGAAAAUCGGAGGGUGGGUAUGCCAACACGUUCAGCAAUCCGUACACCUGGCUAUUCCUCGCCAGUUGCGUGGUGGCCACGGUUUAUUGCUACUUGUGGGAUGUGAUCCGCGACUUUGGACUCUUUCGAGUCAUGAGGGGUGAGCAUAUUUUCCUGAGGAAGCAGCUCGUCUACUCGCAGGCCUUCUACUACUUUGUGAUCGUCGAGAAUCUGCUACUGCGCCUCUUUUGGGCCUUUGAGUUUGCCAUUCUGUAUCACAACCUGAUGACUCCGUACAAUAUGAAGACCAUCAGUAGUAUCCUGGAGAUCACUAGGCGCUUCAUUUGGAACUACGUGCGCCUGGAGAACGAGCACUUGUUCAACUGCGGCAAGUUCCGGGCCACGCGGGAGAUCCAUCUGGCCGCCCUGAAUCCUCGCCAGGAGCGCAUGCUGGAGGACAUGAUGGACGAGUCGGAUGGCGUGUCCAAUCGCCACAAGCCGAGGGAGCGCGUUCGCCUGGGCAAGGAGUACUUCUAGAGGCAGCUGCCUGUCCUCUACGCUUUUGCCCCCCGAUCGAUCUGCUUGUUGAUGGUCCGUCGUCGUCGUCGUCGACUUUAAUUAAUUCAUUUGUGCACAAAUACAAGUCGGAUGGAGGGAUAGACGGACAGGGAGACUGAAGACUGAAGACUGGAGACUGGAGAAAGGGAGCACGAGAAGCACGCGCCAAACCGGUUGGCCAGCUGCACCCAAAUGUGGUAACAAUUGUCAUUGCUGGAAAAGGAGAGGAGCGAGGUGGAGAUGGAGAUGGAUCCUCGUGGCGAGCUCCCGAUCACGGAUCGCCAUCGACAAUCUCUUAAUUGACUCGCUUUGGGCCUUGAUUGGCCUCGCAAUUAGCCAAGCUGCGGAGCUAAUGGAGAUAAUGGCUUUUGAGCAGGAACCUGAGGAUGAUCUCACCGAUCACCCAUUCUAAUCCCGUGGAGGCCUUUCUAAUGGGAGAA